UGGCGGGCCCAGGCCGCCUCCGCCGAGGUUGGCGGUGUGUAACCUGCCUAACGAGAUUAGCGGGGAAGGGGCUCGCUCUCCUCCGCAGCGACGCAGCCGCCAGCACCGGUGAGAAAAGCUGCCGGGUUUGCCGAGGUUUGUCCGAAGAAGGAUUAUAAACUUUUCAUGGGAAACUCUGCGCGGUGCAUUCACUGAGAUGGCAUCGGACAGCGAGGUGAAAACUCUGCUGAACUUCGUUAACCUGGCUUCGAGCGACAUCAAAGCGGCUCUGGAUAAAUCAGCUCCUUGUCGCCGGUCAGUUGACCACAGAAAGUAUUUGCAGAAGCAGCUCAAGCGGUUUUCUCAGAAGUACUCGCGGAUCCCACGGUGUCACCCCAGCAAAGCCCCUGAGUGCGGGUGGCGCCGGGGGGCAGAGGAGCGGGCCCGCGGCCCCCAGCCCGAGGCACCUGACCCCAGCCCCCACGGCGGGGCUGCCGCUGAGAAGGUGGUGCGGACAGCCGAGGCAGAGGAGAGCCUCAGCGGGGAGAUGGGUCUGCAGGAACAAAAACCCGAGGCUGCCCGACCGGACCAGGUGCCCAUGAGGAAGCGCCAGCUGCCCGCGUCCUUCUGGGAAGAGCCACGGCCGGCGCGGAGCCUGACGGCCGGAGCCUUUCCUGCCAGCCCCGAGGGGCUCCAAGCACCCAGAGACCCUCCUCCCUAUGAGGGGAAGAAAAACAAAAGGAGCCCAGACGCUGCUGGCCCGGAGAGCCCCCCUGACACUGUGCCACAUGCCGGGGAGAAGGACCCCGCCGGGGCCCUCUCGGGCCGAGUGGGUGCUUGGACCUGCUGCCCCUUCCCCUGCCCCGGGCCGGGCGUGUACCAGCCCCCGGGCGCGCUGCCCCCGUCGCCCUUCCCGGGGCUGGGGCCGUGGAGAAAGAGUGCGGCCACGCUGCCGGCGGAGGUGCGGCACUUCUGCAAGGAGGCCGAUGGCCCCGGGCAGAAACUCUACAGGCCCAUGGUUCUGAAACCCAUCCCCACCAAGCCCGCCAUCCCUCCACCCAUCUUCAAUGUUUUUGGCUAUCUUUAGCGGGGCGGGUGUGCGAGUCAUGCCGAUCACGACAGCUCCCGAGGGCGAUUUGAAACGCCCGGUCAGGCUUCGGGCAUGAGCUGCUGGCAGCGCGGAGCGCAGGCCAAGGAGGCCGGCGAUCACACCCUCUGCCCGUGGGCGGGCUGGAGGGAACUAGUAACUGCGGGGAAGGUGCUUGGGCUGCGCCCUCCUCUCCCUACACGGGGGAAACUCGGGAAUAAACCUUGCGGAGCCGGUGGCAUGCAGCAUGAGGAACGCCAGGUCUCUUUCGUGGAUGGGCAUUGUCCGAGCCGCGGCGAGCGGGGCUGCGGGCCGUUCAUAGCUGCACUUGUAACACCUAGGAGGCCUCCAACACAUGGGAACAUCCUUUUGGGGCUGCCCUGCGGCGGCAGCGGUGAAACGGAAUGAAUUAAAUGCAUUCAAAGAGUUUUUGUACUUUAAAGUAAUUCCAGGGAAUUCAAGAUAUUCAGGUCAUUUCGUUUUGCAUGCAAGAGAUGGGAAGGAUGGUACUUUUUUAU
Messenger RNA from Hirundo rustica (Barn swallow), 1584 nucleotides. RefSeq names its product family with sequence similarity 181 member A (gene FAM181A). The coding region runs from base 197 to 1066 and encodes 289 amino acids. The record is from RefSeq and is a predicted model, not a curated record. The transcript is spliced from 2 exons. Lineage: Eukaryota; Metazoa; Chordata; Aves; Passeriformes; Hirundinidae.